ACACAACACGCAGUGAUCGAGUCGGGCUCGAGCGACGUCGUACGCUGAGAAGAUGGCGCACUUCCAGGGACAGCAGCACGGCCACCCGGCGGCGCGCGUCGACGAGUACGGCAACCCGGUGGCGGCCGGCCACGGCAUCACCGGGACGCAAGAGGCAGGCGCCGGAGGGUACGGCGCCGCCGGCAACGUUGCGCAGCCUCAGCAUGCGUUCGGCGGCGCCACCGACGCCGGGGGUUAUGGCCGGCAGGCCGGAUACGGCGCCACCGGCACCGGCACCCACGACGCCGCGGGCUAUGGUGGUUCCGGUCAGCCGGCGUACGGCGCUACCGGCACUGGCGUCCAUGACGCCGGUGGUUUAAUGCCUGGGCACACUGCCGGGCAUGGUACCACCGGCACCGGAGUCCACCACGGCGCCGGCGCCGGUUUACCCGCGGGGCAGACCGCCGGGUACGGAACAACCGGCGUCACCGGAGCUCAGCACGGAGCUGGUGGACUAGGAACCGGGCACACAGCCGGGUACGGAACCACCGGAGCCCACCACGGCGCCGGUGGCUUGGGCACCAGGCACAUGGCUGGACACGGAGCCACCACAACACCCGACACCAUGGCAUACGGAACCACCGGCACAGGGGCGCCACACGGCGCCACCGCCGGCACCGGCGCGUAUCCGCACGCAGGCGGCCAGUUCCAGCCGGCGAGAGAGGAGCACAAGACCGGUGGCAUCCUCCGCCGCUCCGGCAGUUCAAGCUCAAGCUCGUCGUCUGAGGACGACGGGAUGGGAGGGAGGAGGAAGAAGGGAAUCAAGGAGAAGAUCAAGGAGAAGCUCCCCGGCGGCAACAAGGGCGGCCAGCAGCAGCCGACGGCCACUGCGGCGACCGGCGGAUAUGGUGCCGGCACGGGACACACCGCCGCCGCUGGUACAACCACCGACGCCGGCGGGACGGCGUAUACACCGACGACGCAGCCGACGCACGAGAAGAAGGGUAUGAUGGAGAAGAUCAAGGAGAAGCUCCCCGGUGGUGGCCAUCACUGAGCCCUUUUUGAGGUUCAGUUUAGCUCCAGCUUUGGAGUGGCCGUACACUGUUCAGAAUAACCAAUACUCCGAUGUAUGGAUGAAUAAAAACGAGUGGUUGCAUGCUUCAAUGUGUUGCUAAUAUUAAUAUCGGUCAUAGCUUCUUGUAUUUCUGAAGUUUGUACUUGCCUGUCUUUUAAAAUGUUUCCUUGUAUUUAUGAAGUUUGUACCUGCCUGCCUUUUAAAAUGUUUCCAUAAUGUUGCUAGUAAUGUUGUUA
Oryza sativa Japonica Group (Japanese rice) is the source of this 1290-nucleotide messenger RNA. RefSeq names its product water stress-inducible protein Rab21. Gene Ontology annotation, cellular component: cytosol. NCBI's taxonomy places the organism in Eukaryota, Viridiplantae, Streptophyta, Magnoliopsida, Poales, Poaceae. Gene Ontology annotation, biological process: response to water deprivation; response to abscisic acid; cold acclimation. The record is from RefSeq and is a predicted model, not a curated record.